AUGUUGCGUUCUCUAUUCGCCUUGGCUUGGGCCAAUACUGCCCUUGCCGCGACUGUGACCUACAAUUGGGAGGCCACUUGGGUCAAUGUUGCUCCUAACAAUAUCUCGAGAGCCGUCAUUGGCAUCAACGGCCAAUGGCCUUGCCCCAAGAUCGAGGCCACCGUGGGAGACACUGUUGUUGUCCACCUCACCAACAAGCUUGGCAACCAGACCACCGGUAUUCACUUCCACGGCAUCGACCAGGUCAGCACCAACUGGAUGGACGGCCCCAGCAUGGUCACUCAGUGCCCUCUCCCUCCAGACCUGACCAUGACCUACUCCUUCACUGCUGAUACGGGUGGCACUUACUGGUGGCACUCCCACAACAUGGGCCAGUACCCUGACGGCAUGCGUGGUCCCCUGAUUAUUCACGACCCUGCGGACCCCUAUGCUGGGCAAUACGAUGAGGAGUACAUCCUGUCUGUUUCAGACUGGUACAACUCGGAAACCAUUCCUUUGGUACAGAACAUGCUGCUUCCGUCCAACACUCGCUUCGCGCCCCCUAUCCCCAACGGCAUCGUCGUCAACGAUGGACUCGGCGCCAAGUUCAACUUUGUGAAGGGAAAGACCUACCGCAUCCGCAUGAUCAACUACGCCGCCUUUGCUUCCUUCAUGAUUCACUUCGACUCUCACGACAUGAACGUCAUCAUGUCCGAUGCCGCCUUCAUCAAACAGAAGACCGCAUACAUGCUGCGCAUUUCUCCUGCUCAGCGUUAUGAUGUUCUCAUCAAGUGUAUUGACCGUGAUAACCGCAACUAUGGUUUCCUCGUCGCCGCCGAUAUCAACCGCGACUACAGCAACAAGGACUUUGCUCAAAGCUGGCCCUUCAACUACACUGGACAGCUCGUCAUGUUCCCCGACAGAACCUUUGGUGCCGACGUCGUCAAGGAGUGGCGCCCAUCUGACGAUGCGGUCUUCGAGCCCUACGGAGACGUCGCCAUCCUUCCCGCCGCCACCAAGAUCUUCCAGUUUGACUGGCAAUUUUGCUUCGACAAGAACGGCAUCCCGCGUGCUUGCGUGAACGGCUCCCCUUACGUCGACCAGAAGGUGCCCACUCUCUACACUGCCUCCACCACGGGCGAGAACAACACCAACCCCCUCGUCUAUGGCGCCGUCCACCCCUUUGUCGUAAACUACGGCGACAUUGUCGACAUCGUCGUCAACAACAACAACGACGCCAACCACCCCUUCCAUCUCCACGGCCACCACUUCCAGGUCGUCAGACGCCCCGCUUCCAACACGGGCGUCUGGCCCGGUGUCGCCCGCGCCCGCCUCAACCAGAAGCCCCCGCGCCGCGACACCGUCACUGUCAUGGGUAACUCCCACGCCGUCCUGCGCUUCGAGGCCAAGAACCCCGGCGUCUACCUCUUCCACUGCCACAUUGAGUGGCAUGUCGAGAUGGGUCUUACCGCCACCAUCAUCGAGGCCCCUGAGAGGCUCCGCAACCUCACCAUCCCGGAUGAUCACAAGGCCGCCUGCCGUGCUCAGGGUAUCCCUACUGCUGGUAACGCUGCUGGUAACACGGCCAACGUCCUUGAUCAGACUGGCAUGAACCUCGAGCCUUUCCCCACGUACACUGGGUAA
Messenger RNA from Colletotrichum godetiae, 1623 nucleotides. Its product is annotated as laccase-like multicopper oxidase. The record is from RefSeq and is a predicted model, not a curated record. Gene Ontology annotation, molecular function: copper ion binding; ferroxidase activity. Gene Ontology annotation, cellular component: high-affinity iron permease complex. NCBI's taxonomy places the organism in Eukaryota, Fungi, Ascomycota, Sordariomycetes, Glomerellales, Glomerellaceae. Bases 1 to 1623 code for a protein of 540 amino acids. Gene Ontology annotation, biological process: reductive iron assimilation; cellular response to iron ion starvation. The transcript is spliced from 3 exons.